Molecule: messenger RNA, 2709 nt
Organism: Papaver somniferum (opium poppy)
Lineage: Eukaryota; Viridiplantae; Streptophyta; Magnoliopsida; Ranunculales; Papaveraceae
Product: probable galacturonosyltransferase 11
Exons: 2
Coding region: 673-2274 (533 amino acids)
Molecular function (GO): polygalacturonate 4-alpha-galacturonosyltransferase activity
Source: RefSeq, a predicted model, not a curated record
UUUUUAAGAGAUAAUACGCUAGAGUUUUCUCUAAAGCCUUGCAUUGAUUUGAUUCUGUCAUCAAUUCAAGAGCCUUGCAUCGAAUUUGAUUGAACUCUUCGAUUCAAGAAGUCAGGUCUCUAGAAAUUUUAACCUAUAUUUCUAGAUUGAGCUGAAUCACCGUUGAUACGCUGCGCCAAGUGUGGCCAAAAGUACAUGCGCUGGUAUCUGUAAACCAGAGAGCACUAUUCAAAAAUCACAAUUUUCUCCUUCCAGUCUACACCCUGAAAUUAAUAAGCAGAGAUUUUCACACUUUUUGGUUUUGUUCCACCACACAGUCAUCACCGCACAGAGAUUUUCACACUUAAAAUCGCUAAAUCUUCACUCUCUCCUACAAAAUCCGAAGAUUUUCUAUUGCUAUGCAUUUCUCAUAGUAAAUUCUCGAUUUCUUCUUCUUCUUCUUCUUCUUCUUCUUCUUCUUCUUCUUCUUCUUCACUUCCAUAUACAUCUCAAGAUACACAAAUACUUACUUGGCUUCUAGUUACAACCCUUGAAUUUGAUUAGAUAUAUCAUAUGAUAAGCUGAGAGGAAUUAGAGAAGAUCGAUCUAACUCUUUUGAUUUUGAAUCUAAAAAAAACUUGUCUAAAUCGCUGAUUUGGGGUUUCGAAUUGUGGAGAGUUUAAUCUGUUAAAGAUGCGGCGACGGGCUGCCGAGUACCGGCGCCCGGUAAGAAGGAGGUUUUCAUAUUGGAUCUGGGGACUUCUUGGAUUAUUCUCUAUUGCAGCUUUAGUUAUGUUUGUUAUUCAUCAUAAGCAUGAAGAUCGGAUUGAACCACCAAAAAAUACAAGCAUUGUGAGAGAACAGUUUCCCCGUGAAGGUUUAAACUUUACUGAAGAAAUAUUAAGUGUGACUUCGUUUGCAAGGCAGUUGAGCGAUCAAAUGACUCUGGCCAAGGCUUAUGUUAUUAUUGCAAAAGAACACAACAAUCUUCAGCUUGCUUGGGAUCUCAGCUCCAAAAUCAGAAAUUGUCAACUAUUACUUUCAAAAGCUGCCAUGAGAGAGCAACCCAUCACACUUGAUGAAGCAAAGCCUCUUGUUAAAGGCCUAUCAUCACUGAUCUAUAAAGCACAAGAUGCCCAUUAUGAUAUUGCAACCACGAUUAUGACGAUGAAGUCUCACAUCCAAGCCAUUGAAGAACGUGCAAAUGCUGCAACAGUACAAAGUACAGCUUUUGGGCAGUUGGCUGCAGAAAUGCUACCCAAGAAUCUUCACUGCAUGAAUAUCAAGCUCACAGCUGAUUGGCAUGGGAACCCUGUCUUAAGGGAAAUUGCUGGAGAAAAGAAAAACUCCCCUCGGGUCGUGGAUAAUAAUCUCUAUCACUUCUGUAUUUUCUCAGAUAAUUUCCUUGCAACUUCAGCUGUCAUGAACUCCACUGUUUCCAACGCAGACCAUCCAAAGCAACUUGUUUUCCAUAUCAUCACAGAUGGAAUCAGUUAUGGAUCGAUGCAAACAUGGUUUAUUGAGAACGAUUUCAAGGGUGCCGCUAUUGAAAUCCAGAACAUAGAGGAGUUUUCUUGGUUGAAUGUCUCCUACUCCCCUGUGGUGAAACAGCUCCUUAAUCAAGAGGUUCGUGCCUACUAUUUUGGUUCGUCUGAGGAUCCAAAAAGUGAUGCAAAGUUUCGAAAUCCGAAAUACCUCUCUUUGCUGAACCAUUUGCGGUUUUAUAUCCCUGAGAUAUACCCAUCGCUCGAGAAGGUGGUCUUCCUAGAUGAUGAUAUCAUUGUUCAGAAGGAUCUGACUCCUCUUUUCUCUUUGGAUUUACAUGGAAACGUGAAUGGUGCAGUGGAAACUUGUCUCGAGGCAUUCCAUCGGUACUAUAAAUAUCUCAACUUUUCCAACCCAAUUAUCAGCUCAAAAUUUGACCCACAGGCCUGUGGAUGGGCAUUUGGAAUGAAUGUCUUUGAUUUGAUCGCAUGGAAAAAAGCGAAUGUUACCCAGCGGUAUCACUACUGGCAGGAGCAGAAUAAUGAUCGAAAUCUUUGGAAGCUUGGUACCCUUCCUCCAGGUCUUCUGACAUUUUAUGGAUUGACAGAGCCACUUGAUAGGAGAUGGCAUGUAUUAGGGUUAGGUUUCGAUACGAAUAUUGAUAACCGCCUAAUUGAAAGCGCAGCAGUCAUUCAUUAUAAUGGGAACAUGAAGCCAUGGUUGAAGCUGGCUAUUGGCAGGUAUAAGCCUCUGUGGGAACGGUACGUAAAUCAUACCCACCCAUACGUUCAAAAUUGUGUUACAAGCUAAAACUGCACAUACUAUACCUUCAGGGUUUAUCGUGGUGCAAUUGGUCUUGCCCAAAAUGCCAAAUUCUCAGUCAUACAGAAGCAAAGAAAAAGGCAAAAGUGGAUUCUUUUGGUCUGGUUGUAUAUGCCUGUCCUUUACUUCUUUGCUUUAAAACGGGUCAUCAAUUAUUUUUCUUCUUAUAUACAUCAGAAAGACAGGAAUUUGUAUUAGGCCUUUAGGUUUUGGGGGGAAAUUCAAUUUUGGCUGAAGGGGUUUCUCAAUUUUCCCUUUCAGGAAGGUGUAGAGUUCUUUAUUUAUAGCAAAUUUUGAAAUAAACUCCCCAUGUUCUGCUUCAUUACGGCAUGAAUAUUUUAUUUAUUUUGGGUAUAAGACGUAUUUGUAAACCAGAUUUAUUUAUCAGUUAAUCAAUUUCAUCAUAGAUAAUUUAUUAAACCA